ACUUUCUGAAACUUCUUUUAGGGAGCCGAUUCUGUUUGGACUGUCUCUCUCUGUCUCUCUCACAUACUCGCGGAAACGCCUCAUUUGGCUCAUUCCCCCAAUUCGUUCGAAUUCUGAGUUUCAAGUCGUCUUCUGGGCGAGAAGAACAAGAAGAGCUUUCCUUCAUGUUCUGAAACAGUUCCACUCCAUUAGAACUGCAGCCAAAGGUUUCAUUUCAGAACUUCUUAAUGGCUUAUGGUAGUUCUAGAUCUGUAAGGUUCCAAGAUGAUCUUGAAUCAUCGACUUUGCCUACUAUCAAUAGUGGUGGCGUAACGAAGAUCAUAUACAACAUCGAUGGCACACAAAUACCAGAAUCGAGCAGCAAGAGGACCAAGGUUUCUGGGAAGUCUGGAAGAUCCUUGAGAGCGAAAGUUUUGUCUAGAGUUUUCUCCGAGGAUUAUGAGAGGGUACAGAGAAAAAUAUUGGAUCCUCGGGGACAAGCCAUACGGCGAUGGAACAAGAUAUUCUUAGUAGCUUGUUUAGUCUCUUUGUUCGUAGACCCUCUUUUCUUUUACUUACCCGUGGUUCGAGAUGUGGUGUGUAUCGAUAUAGGAGUAGGUCUCGAAGUCAUCCUCACAACUAUAAGAUCGAUAGCUGAUGUUUUCUACACAAUUCAAAUUUUUAUUAAGUUUCGUACAGCUUUUGUCGCGCCCUCUUCUCGUGUAUUUGGGAGAGGAGAGCUUGUUAUAGAUCCUUGUAAGAUAGCAAUGAGGUAUCUUCGCCACGGUUUCUGGAUCGAUUUCAUUGCAGCCCUGCCAAUUCCUCAGGUACUGAUCUGGAUUGUCAUCCCCAACCUUAGUGGUUCAACAAUGACAAACACCAAGAACUUCCUUAGGUUCUUUCUCAUAUUCCAGUACCUCCCAAGACUUUUUCUCAUAUUUCCACUCUCAACACAAAUUGUUAAGGCCACUGGACUUGUGACACAAACAGCAUGGGCUGGAGCUGCUUAUAACCUGAUUCUUUAUAUGUUGGCAAGCCAUGUUUUAGGAGCCUGCUGGUACCUUCUUUCAAUUGAGCGACAAGAAGCAUGCUGGAGAAGAAUUUGUGAGCUUGACAAAUCUUGUAAAGUUGGAUUCUUUGACUGUCAUAAGAUCGAUGACCCUCUAAGGGACUCUUGGUUUAAGACGAGCAACAUUACGAAUUCAUGCAAUCCAAAUGAUCCCUAUUAUCAAUAUGGUAUAUACGGUGAUGCAGUAACUUUCCACGUCACAACCUCGCCAUUUUUCAACAAGUACUUCUUCUGUCUUUGGUGGGGCCUGAAAAAUCUGAGUUCAUUGGGACAAAACCUUGCCACAAGCACUUUUGUUGGAGAAAUAAUUUUUGCCAUAAUUGUGGCAACUCUUGGACUGGUUCUGUUUGCAUUGCUCAUUGGUAAUAUGCAGAAAUAUCUCCAAUCGACGACAGUUCGAUUAGAAGAAUGGAGAAUAAGGAGAACUGAUACAGAGCAAUGGAUGCAUCACAGGCAACUACCUCCAGAACUCAGACAAUCUGUCCGCAGAUAUGAUCAGUAUAAGUGGGUAGCAACUCGCGGAGUYGAUGAAGAAGCUCUGCUCAGAAGCCUCCCAUUGGAUCUCCGAAGAGACAUAAAACGUCACCUUUGCAUCGACCUCGUUCGAAGGGUUCCACUGUUUGAUCAAAUGGAUGAAAGAAUGUUAGAUGCAAUUUGCGAGAGGCUUAAACCUGCCUUGAGCACAGAAGGCACAUUUCUAGUGCGAGAAGGCGACCCAGUGAACGAAAUGCUAUUCAUAAUCCGAGGUCAUCUCGAUUCAUACACCACUAAUGGCGGCAGAACUGGGUUCUUCAACUCCUGUCGUAUUGGCCCAGGUGAUUUCUGUGGUGAGGAGCUCCUGACUUGGGCUCUCGACCCUCGUCCAAGCGUCGUACUUCCUUCUUCCACUCGCACAGUCAAAGCCAUCUCCGAAGUCGAAGCAUUUGCUCUCAUAGCAGAGGACUUGAAAUUUGUAUCCUCCCAGUUCAGAAGACUCCACAGCAAACAACUCAGACACAAGUUUCGGUUUUACUCGCAUCAAUGGCGAACGUGGGCUGCGUGCUUUGUUCAAGCAGCAUGGCGGCGAUAUAAGAGACGCAAAGAAAGAGCUGAGCUUAUGGCUAGAGAGAGCAGUACAGCUACCAAGCUCGAGUCCUCGCUUCCACCACCAACUGCGUCAAGCUUGAAUGCACGAUUAGGAAACACUAGAAGAGGGAUGGAUAAGCGUUGUGUAUCGAAUGCUGGGGUCGUAAGCUCGUUGCAGAAACCUGAAGAGCCUGACUUUUCAAUUGUUGAGGAAUGAAGUAGCCAACCGAGAGCAACUGGAUUUGUACAGGUGGGGGGUGAAUGAUGAACUUAUACUACUAUUAAUUGUUCUGUGUAAAAUGAAAGUUCGGUAAUGCAUUUGAUAAAAUUUAAUGUGGGGAUUUUUUAGUGACUUUUUUCUUUAGGUAGACUUGAAGGAUUUGUAAGUGUAACACCAUGCAGAAACAAGAGAGAGAGCUCUGAGAGAUGUAUGAAUGACUGAUGUAAAGCAUCACAAUAAGUUUCUAUAAUUUGUUUGUUAAAUAUAGUAAUUUGGGCUUGAUUUAUAAUAUAA
Molecule: messenger RNA, 2627 nt
Organism: Momordica charantia (bitter melon)
Lineage: Eukaryota; Viridiplantae; Streptophyta; Magnoliopsida; Cucurbitales; Cucurbitaceae
Gene: CNGC15
Product: cyclic nucleotide-gated channel 15
Biological process (GO): potassium ion transport; transmembrane transport
Cellular component (GO): membrane
Molecular function (GO): voltage-gated potassium channel activity
Source: RefSeq, a predicted model, not a curated record